AUGGAAACUGACUUAUCAUGGAACAGAUUGUCAUCAAUGAAGCCGAACUCCUUCUCUGCUCUUCCGGCUCUCAUCAAACUCGACCUGUCGUCCAAUCAGCUGUCGUCUCUGCCUCUGAUUGGUCUGCAGAGUCUAACUCAUCUGCGAUUGGCCGGAAACACACAGCUGAUGGAGUUAAUGCCACGAGAGGACCUGCCGCGAGUCAGGGUGAUGGAGCUUCCUUACGCCUUCCAGUGCUGUGCCUUCGUCUCCUGUGAGAGGAGAGGAGGAGGAGGAGGAGGAGGAGGAGGAGGAGGAGGAGGAGGUUCGUCCUGGGAGAGAGAGGAAGCAGCAGACUCUACCGGGAGAGAAACCGCCGUCCUAUCCAGCCAAGUCGAUCAGGACUGGGAUGAUUUCCUGAUGGAGUUUGAAGAAGAACCUAAACUUCAACACUCCGUCCACUGCAGCCCUGCACCAGGACCGUUCCGCCCCUGCCUCCAUCUGCUCGGCAGCUGGUUGAUCCGUGGAGGGGUGUGGCUCAUCGCAGCGCUCUCAUUGGUCAGCAACAGCCUGGUCGUCCUGUCGGUCUUCUUUUCCCCCGCCUCCUCAGUGACUCCAUCCAAGCUGUUGAUUGGUCUACUGGCCCUGGUGAACGGCCUGAUGGGAGUGUGGAGCGGGUGGUUGGCGGCGGUGGAUGCCUGGACGUUUGGCAGUUUUUGGAGGUACGGGGCGAGGUGGGAGAGCAGCUUCCUGUGUCGGCUCAGUGGCUUCCUGUGUGUGUUUGCGUCUCAGACCGGCCUCUUCCUGUUAACGGUCGCCGCUCUGGAGCGAUGCCUCGCCGCCACCGCCGCCACACGCCGCCACAACAAACCGGACGGACACACUGGUCGCUCCUCGUCGCCGCUCUCCGUCCGUCUGGCCGUCUGUCUGUGCUUCCUGUUGGGCCUGGCCGUCACGCUGCCCCCCCUGGUGGCCGGACACAGCAGCACCUCCCUCUGUCUGCCGCUGCCUUCCUCCUCCUCCUCCUCCUCCCUGGCCCUCUCCGUCUCCCUGGUGCUCCUCGACUCGCUGUGCUUCCUCCUCAUGACGUUUGCCUACACUCGUCUCUACUGGCGGGCCAGCAAAGCUGCGCCCUCCGCCGCCGACGAGGAGGCAGCGUUGACUCGACACGUAGCCUGGCUGCUCUUCUCGGACUGCCUCCUCUACCUCCCCGUGGCCUUCCUCUCCUUCUCCUCGCUGCUGCGCCUCCCCGCCGCCGGACCGGAGGCGGCGAAGGGGGUGCUGCUGCUCGUGGCGCCACUGCCGGCCUGCGUCAACCCACUGCUCUACCUCCUCUUCAACCCGCUCGCCCGGCACGAGCUGGCGGCGCUCACCAAACGCACCUGCGGGGCAGCGGCGGUACCCGGACUCUGCAGGGGAAGAAGAGGAGGAGGAGGAGGAGGAGGAGGAAGGUCGAGGCCGGACAUGGUGGAUUCAAUGUACGACGAGGACGCGGAGAAACAGUCGUGUGACUCGACGCAGGCGCUGGUGGUGGUCAGAGGCACGAAGGAGGAGGAGGAGGAGGAGAGAGGAAGACAAAAGAGCGAGACACAUUUAGUUCCGUUUGUUGUUCCUCAUCAAUAGACUGACACACACACACACACACACACACACACACACACACAAACACGGCAUCUAAAGGUCUCACCUGCCAAAGACUCACCUGAACUCGUUGGUUAGAUUCAGUCUUGUCUCGUUUUUCUUUUUAGUAUUUUUGGAAGAAUUUCUUUUGCCUUUAUUGUGUAAAACCCUCUGCAGGAGACGCCUAUUAUUUGGUCUCUUUUGUCCCAGAUGGCCACCGUACUCUCUCUCAGAUGAUAGCCAAUCAGAUCAAAGCAAAAGGACUUCAAGGUUGCAUUUAAUCGAGGGUGUGUGCUUUUUAAUUCCAAAAGAAAAUACAUGCGAUAAUCAACUUGAGUGAAGUAUUAAUUUUGAUGAAUUAUUAUAGCCGCCAGACUUUUGGCAAGUGAGUCAAAGACUUCACACACACACACACACACACACACACAUGCACACACACUGCAGACUGUGUGGUAGCAAAUGUAGCAGAGACGCAUAAAGCUAAAAAAAUAGUAAAUCAAAAGAUAAAAGACACAAAGAUAAAUGAACAAAGAAAUUGUCACUGUCCAGGAUUUUAACAAUAUCAACUCUCUGAUUCGUCAAGCCAAGGCUUCAUUUCAGAGUGCACACCCACACACACACACACACACACGCAUUACGAGCAGUCAGCAGCUUUUAUUUUGAAAUAUGACACGAUUUACAGCACUGUGUUACCAAACAUCCAACCAAAUGUUCUACCAAAUGCUGUUGAGCAUUAUGUCUGUGUGUGUGUCUGUGUGUGUGUGUAUGUCUGUAUGUGUGUGUAUGUGUGUGUGUGUAUGUCUG
Anarrhichthys ocellatus (wolf-eel) is the source of this 2403-nucleotide messenger RNA. RefSeq names its product leucine-rich repeat-containing G-protein coupled receptor 5-like. Lineage: Eukaryota; Metazoa; Chordata; Actinopteri; Perciformes; Anarhichadidae. Gene Ontology annotation, cellular component: plasma membrane. The coding region runs from base 1 to 1602 and encodes 533 amino acids. The transcript has 8 exons. The record is from RefSeq and is a predicted model, not a curated record. Gene Ontology annotation, molecular function: protein binding; G protein-coupled peptide receptor activity. Gene Ontology annotation, biological process: activation of adenylate cyclase activity; positive regulation of canonical Wnt signaling pathway; adenylate cyclase-activating G protein-coupled receptor signaling pathway.